AUGAAUCAGGCAGAGGAUGACGCCGAGUUCAUGCCAUCCCAACGACGGAGGGGCAGGAACGAGCUUCAAGACUCCGGCUUUAUGUCAGACAAGUCCUCUUAUCGAGGCCCAUCCACUGCUGCCUCGCAUCCAGCCGAGAUGUCUUCAGGACUGAACCUGUCCUUCGGUUUCACGCCAAUGCAAUUUGAGAAAAUUGACCUGAGAGGCAACCACAAGCCGGGACCAGGUCGAGAAGGCAUGGGAUUGAGUGAGCACGCGAUUGAAUCUCUUGUUCUUUCGGUCGAUAACAUUACGCAUCUUGACUUGCGGGGCAACCGACUAAACGCCGCGUUUGGCUGGAAACUCAUCAAGGCAAUGAAGAAGAAGUACCUGAAUCUCGAAUUCUGCAACGGCAUUCCGCUGCGGGCACUGCGCAUGAAUUCCAUACAGGUCUUGGAUCUGUCACCACGGGCAAGCCAUGUUGGAAUGCCAUGGGCAGAAGACUCGAAGGAGGCUGCUGUGGAAUUUGCCAACAGAGGAAUGUAUGGCAUCGAAGUGGUUGGUGCCAUAUUCUUGGCGCAUUUCUUGCGCCUCAAUACUUCACUGAUAAGCUUCAACUUCAGGUUAAACCAUGUGGAAAAGGACGGCGCCAAGGCUCUCGCGCAGAGCCUGCUCGGCAACGCGCAGACCCUGCUACAGACGGUGAAUACAAUGGGGCCGACCAAGAUGAAGCCGGGGAUCAACUUCUCCCACUUCAAAACCGGCCAACUGACUAUGGUGGAUCUGUCGAAACGAGGCAUGGACGAUGAUGACUUCGUGUUCCUGGAGGAGUGGCUGCGCCGCUACGACUGC
Molecule: messenger RNA, 831 nt
Organism: Symbiodinium necroappetens
Lineage: Eukaryota; Dinophyceae; Suessiales; Symbiodiniaceae
Source: the annotation of a GenBank genome assembly